Molecule: messenger RNA, 468 nt
Organism: Soboliphyme baturini
Lineage: Eukaryota; Metazoa; Nematoda; Enoplea; Dioctophymatida; Soboliphymatidae
Source: the annotation of a GenBank genome assembly
AUGCCAGUAAAAGCUGUUUGCGUUAUGAAUGGCGACGGUAUUUCUGGAGUUGUUCAUUUCGAACAAGCUUCAGAACAUGAUCAUACCCACAUAUACGGAAAAAUCUCUGGACUUUCUCCCGGAAAGCAUGGGUUUCAUGUUCAUGAAUGGGGAGAUAACACGGCCGGAUGCAUUUCCGCUGGUGCUCACUACAAUCCUUUCCAAAAAACUCACGGUGGACCGCAGGAUGCUGUUCGACACGUUGGUGACCUUGGCAAUGUUGAAGCCGGGGUCGAUGGGACGGCUUCCUUCGAUAUGAACGAUGACCAGAUCAAAUUGAUUGGCGAACAUUCUGUAGUUGGACGUACCAUGGUUGUGCACAAGCAGGUGGAUGAUCUCGGUAAAGGAGGUGAUGAAGAAAGUCUGAAGACCGGAAAUGCGGGCGAACGCGUUGCAUGUGGUGUAAUAGGUUUGGCGAAUCCGAAAUGA